AUCUAUAAAAAACUAUUCUCGAUGCUUGUUAAGAGGAAAAAAAACCUUUGGUGCUUCUGUUGUGAAUGUGAAACAUUAUCUUCCAGCUGUACAGUGACACAUUUUUUUAAGGAGAAAAGGACUCCUGAUCCGUUUGCCAAAAGGGGGGUGGGGAGGUGGAAUAAUGUUAUCGAGUGAUUAUUCUGGCUGAGAUGUGUUAUUUGGUUUCUUCCUUCUUGAUCAUUUGGUGUUUAAGUAAAAUGAGGCACAGGCUUGUUUGCCGAGUGGAGUGGGAAAGGCAUUUUGAUUUGCUGGCCUAAUUAAAAAAUGAUAAAGGAUUAAAGGAAAAGGUGGACCGGGACUAAAGGGUGUAAAAUCCCUGGACACAUUCCUGGGGCAGGAAAAAGAAGAGGAAGAUUAGAAGAUUUUUUUUUUUUUUUUUUUUUUUUUAAGAGAAAGCCCAGCGGAGCUAAACGGAUGUCCCCUCAUCUCCAAAGGAAAGUUCAUCGGAUUUUUAUACUAGAGAGCUCAUCUUCAGGAUGUCAGUGAACAUUUCUACUGCAGGAAAAGGUGUGGAUCCAAAUACGGUUGAUGCUUAUGACAGUGGUGAUGAUUGGGAAAUCGGGGUUGGAAAUUUAAUAAUCGAUUUGGACGCUGAUUUGGAGAAGGACAGACAGAAAUUUGAGAUGAAUAAUUCCACCAACACGCCUAGCAGCAGCAACUCGAAGGAUUGCGGAGGUCUGGCCUCCAGCGGGGCCGGUGCUACCGCAGCCUUAGCUGAUGGCCUAAAAUUUGCUUCUGUUCAGCCUUCUGCUCCCCAGGGGAAUUCACACAAAGAGACCAGCAAAUCAAAAGUGAAAAGGAGUAAAACUUCUAAGGAUGCUAAUAAAUCUCUGCCUUCUGCUGCCUUGUAUGGGAUUCCCGAGAUCAGCAGCACUGGCAAGAGGCAGGAAGUCCAAGGGCGCCCUGGAGAGGCAACUGGCAUGAAUUCAGCGCUGGGUCAAAGUGUGAGCAGCGGCGGCGUCAGCAACCCAAACGGCAAUAGUACCGGCACCGGCACCUCCGCGGCCACCGCGGGGGCGGCCUCCUGUGGGAAAAGCAAAGAGGAGAAGGCAGGUAAAAGCCAGAGCAGCCGAGGUGCCAAGCGGGAUAAGGAUGCGGGGAAAUCCAGGAAGGACAAGCACGACCUGCUUCAGGGCCACCAGAAUGGCAGUGGCGGCCAGGCCCCUUCCGGGGGGCACCUCUAUGGCUUUGGGGCCAAGAGCAAUGGAGGUGGCGCGAGCCCCUUCCACUGCGGGGGCGCUGGGAGUGGCAGCGGCGCGGCUGCAGGGGAAGUUAGCAAAAGUGCCCCGGAUUCAGGGCUCAUGGGAAACUCUAUGUUGUUAAAGAAGGAAGAGGAGGAGGAGGAGAGCCACAGGCGAAUCAAGAAACUGAAAACCGAGAAGGUUGACCCCCUGUUUACAGUGCCAGCACCACCACCGCCGAUUUCCAGCAGCCUCACGCCUCAGAUUCUGCCCUCCUACUUUUCCCCAUCUUCAUCCAAUAUUGCAGCACCGGUUGAACAGCUUUUGGUUCGGACUCGUUCCGUGGGUGUCAAUACAUGUGAAGUUGGAGUAGUGACAGAGCCAGAGUGUCUUGGGCCCUGUGAACCUGGGACCAGUGUGAAUUUGGAAGGGAUCGUGUGGCAUGAAACAGAAGAAGGUGUUCUAGUGGUCAAUGUCACGUGGAGGAACAAAACUUACGUAGGGACCCUCCUGGACUGCACCAAGCACGACUGGGCCCCUCCGAGGUUCUGCGAGUCACCGACAAGCGACCUGGAGAUGAGAGGGGGCCGGGGCCGAGGGAAGAGAGCGAGGUCUGCCGCGGCGGCUCCGGGCUCAGAGGCCAGCUUCACGGAGUCCAGAGGGCUGCAGAACAAGAACAGAGGGGGGGCCAAUGGGAAAGGGAGGCGGGGCAGCCUCAACGCCAGCGGGCGAAGGACACCCCCAAAUUGUGCUGCUGAGGACAUCAAAGCCAGCCCCUCCUCCACCAACAAGAGGAAAAACAAGCCCCCGAUGGAGCUGGACCUGAAUUCCAGCUCCGAGGACAAUAAGCCGGGGAAGCGCGUCCGCACCAACUCCAGAAGCACUCCGACCACUCCUCAAGGGAAACCAGAGGCGACUUUUUUGGACCAGGGCUGCUCCUCGCCAGUGUUGAUCGACUGCCCCCACCCAAACUGCAACAAAAAGUACAAGCACAUUAACGGCCUGAGGUACCACCAGGCCCACGCGCACCUAGACCCGGAGAACAAGCUGGAGUUCGAGCCCGACAGCGAGGACAAGAUCUCGGACUGCGAGGAGGCGCUGAGUCACGUGGCGCUCGAAUGCAGCGAGCCCAGCGCCAGUCUGGCGGCCUACGAGCAGGUGAAGGCGCCGGUGUCGCCCGGCCCCGGGCACCCCCCUGGCACCCCCAAGGGGAAGAGAGAGCUGAUGAGCAACGGUCCGGGCUCUGUCGUCGGGUCGAAAGCGGGGAAGAGUUCUGGCAAGAAGAAGGGCCUUCACGGCGAGCUGAACAACCUCCCGGUCAUCUCCAACAUGACGGCCACCCUAGACGCUUGCUCCGCGGCAGAUGGCAGCUUGGCUUCCGAGAUGCCCAAACUGGAAGCAGAAGGGCUCAUCGACAAGAAGAACGCGGGAGAGAAAGAAAAGGGCAAGAAAGCCAACAACUGCAAAAUGGACAAGAACCUCUCCAAACUGAAAACCGCGCGGCCCAUCGCCCCCGCCCCGGCCCCCACCCCGCCGCAGCUCAUCGCCAUACCCACCGCGGCCUUCACGAGCACCACCACGGGGACCAUCCCCGGACUGCCCUCCCUCACGACCACCGUGGUGCAGGCCACACCAAAGAGUCCUCCGUUGAAACCCAUCCAGCCAAAGCCCACCAUCAUGGGGGAGCCCAUCACCGUGAACCCAGCUCUCGUGUCCCUCAAAGACAAAAAGAAGAAGGAGAAGCGGAAGCUUAAGGACAAAGAAGGGAAGGAGUCGGGGAGCCCGAAAAUGGAUGCCAAGCUGGGCAAACUUGAGGACGCCAAGGGGGCCGGCAAAGACUUACCGGGGCAUUUUUUAAAGGACCAUCUCAACAAGAGUGAAGGGCUGGCCAACGGACUCUCAGAGUCUCAGGAGAGCCGGAUGGCCAGCAUCAAAGCCGAGGCCGACAAGGUUUACACUUUCACGGACAACGCGCCCAGCCCUUCCAUAGGCAGCGCCUCGAGGAUGGAGUGCAACCCGCUGGUGAACGGGCAGGCGCCCAUGGCCCCGCUGCACGUGCUGACGCAGAACGGGGCCGAGACCGCGGCCAAGACCAGCAGCCCCGCCUAUUCGGACAUCUCGGACGCCGCCGACGACGGUGGGUCCGACAGCCGGUCGGAGGGCGUGAGGUCCAAGGCCGGUUCCCCGUCGGACAUCAUUUCCAGUAAGGAGGGCGUCGUCAAAGGGCAUCCUGCAGCUACAGCACAGUCCUCUCAGCUGAAAGAGUCCCAUUCUCCCUAUUACCAUGGCUACGAUCCUUACUAUUCUCCAAGUUACAUGCACCCUGGGCAGGUGGGAGCCCCUGCGGCCGGGAACGGCGGGAGCACGCAGGCGAUGAAGAUCAAGAAGGAGUCCGAGGAGGAGGCCGAAAGGAAAGACAAGGCAGAGCAGCUGGAUGCCAAGAAAGCGGACCACAACCCGGCACCCUUACAGCCUCAGCACCAGUCGGUGAUCACGCAGAGACACCCAGCGCUGGCGCAGUCGCUUUACUACGGCCAGUACGCCUACGGGCUCUAUAUGGACCAGAAGUCCCUGAUGGCCACCAGCCCUGCCUACAGACAGCAGUAUGAGAAGUACUAUGAGGACCAGAGGCUGGCAGAGCAGAAAAUGGCCCAAGCUGGCCGAGGAGAGUGCGACAGGAAAAGCGAGCUCCCCUUGAAGGAGCUGGGCAAGGAGGACAGUAAACAGAAAAGCCUGCCGUCUGCCACAAUCUCAAAAGCUCCCUCUACCCCAGAGCCUAACAAAACCCAUUCUAAACUAGGGCCGCCAGUGCCUAAUAAAACUGAGGACACAGGUAAAUCACAGCUUCUCCCCGGCCACCAGCAGCAGCUUCAGGCCGACAGCUUCAAAGCUAAGCAGAUGGAAAACCACCAGCUUAUUAAGGAGGCUGUAGAAAUGAAAUCUGUCAUGGACUCUAUGAAGCAGACAGGUGUAGACCCAGCCUCGAGAUUUAAACAAGAUCCAGAUUCAAGGACCUGGCAUCAUUAUGUAUACCAGCCCAAAUACCUGGAUCAGCAAAAGUCAGAAGAGCUUGAGAGGGAAAAGAAAUUAAAAGAAGAUAGUCCCAGGAAGACUCCCACUAAAGACAGUGGUGUGUCCAGCCUCCCCGUGUCAUUAACGAGCAUUAAGGAGGAGCCCAAAGAGGCCAAGCGCCCGGAUUCUCAGUCCACGGAGGAGAACAAGCUCAAGAGUGAUGAUCGGAAGACGCCUGUGAACUGGAAGGACUCUCGGGGAACGAGAGUGGCAGUUUCCUCGCCUCUGAGUCAGCAUCAGCCCUACAUACAGUACUUGCAUGCUUAUCCUUACCCACAGAUGUAUGACCCCAGCCACCCUGCAUACCGGGCUGUUUCUCCUGUCCUAAUGCACAGUUACCCUGGGGCCUAUCUCUCUCCAGGCUUUCAUUAUCCUGUUUAUGGGAAGAUGUCAGGGAGAGAAGAGGCAGAGAAAGUCAAUACCAGCCCUAGCAUCAACACGAAAACAACAUCGGAAUCAAAAGCGCUGGACUUGCUCCAGCAGCACGCCAACCAGUACCAUAGCAAGUCUCCUGCCCCCGUGGAAAAGGCGACAGCAGAGCGGGAGCGGGAGGCAGAACGGGAGAGGGACCGCCACUCGCCGUUCAGCCAGCGGCACCUGCACACGCACCACCACACCCACGUGGGCAUGGGUUACCCACUCAUCCCUGGUCAAUAUGACCCUUUCCAAGGCUUGACCUCCGCCGCCCUCGUUGCCUCUCAGCAGGUGGCUGCCCAGGCAUCUGCAUCAGGAAUGUUUCCUGCACAAAGAAGAGAAUAACAAGAUUGGAAAUGUACGUUGUCAUGUGACUGGAUCACAUGGGGAAGCGCUUUUAUACAGACAUCAGUUCCAUGGUGUUAAUUUGAAAUGCCUUUAAUGGCAGGCAAGAACCAGUCAUUUCAUUUUUGUAAAUUACAGAUUUUAUCACAGAGUAACAAAUGUUGCUGUAAUUAAGCUUCUGUUUUAUAUAUAUAUACGUAUACAUAUAUGUGUAUAUACAUAUAUAUAUAUAUAUAUAUUCUUUACUUUUUGUAUCAGUAACCAGGCUCGCACACACAGGGUCUGCUAUCCCGUUGCAAACCACUCAGUAAAGGAAGUAAAAAAAUGUAUCUGUCAUGUUGAAAAGCGUUAGCCACAAAAGGUUGCCUACUUUCUUUUCCUUUUCCUUUUCGAUUGUAAAUAAAUGACGUAUCCGUGUGCCUGAACCUUGCAUAUCCUUCAUAGAUCCCCCCCCCCCUCGCCCCCUGCUCCCCGCCCCCGCAAGGCCCUCAGAAAGGCUGGCUGUGAUGAUGACGCUUGGGUACAAUUUAGAUGUCUAUUUGGUGGCUCCCGUUAAAGACACAUCCGUGUAAAAUGUUCCUGUAGUCACUGUUUGUACUUGUGUGUUGUGGAAAAAAAAUGACUUUUGGAAGGCAUGGGGUUGCCAAUACCACAAAAACUGUGUUGUAGAUAAUGUAAAGAUUAAAAAUGGGGAAAUAAUGAGCAUCUGUGAAUAAUGAGGUGUCAUUUUUUGAUAAUCUUGAGUGGCAAAUAACCCAAUAGCCUGCGUACCAGAGACAUCUGUGAUUGUUCUAUUACUUGAAUAGUCUUACAGUCCCCACCCCCCACCGCCAACUUUUUUUUUUUUUUUUUAAUGUUUACAAUUAUCCAGUUUUAGAAGAGAGAGACUUUAACGCCAUUGCCUGGUUACUUGUUUUAUGCUGUAAUCUAGUUUAUUUUAUGUAAAAUGUAUAUUGAAUGCUUUCCUUUUUUAUACCUGCCUUAAAUAAUUUGGCAAUCAGAAUUAAAAAGGUUUUUUUUUUUAUAA
Lynx canadensis (Canada lynx) is the source of this 6081-nucleotide messenger RNA. It is a transcript of the gene ZNF608, whose product is annotated as zinc finger protein 608. The coding region runs from base 519 to 5054 and encodes 1511 amino acids. Gene Ontology annotation, biological process: regulation of transcription by RNA polymerase II. The transcript is spliced from 10 exons. The record is from RefSeq and is a predicted model, not a curated record. NCBI's taxonomy places the organism in Eukaryota, Metazoa, Chordata, Mammalia, Carnivora, Felidae. Gene Ontology annotation, cellular component: nucleus.